AAGUGUGCUGCGAAAAGCAGAAGCAAACUUGCAAACAUGUACUGUCAUCUUCGCUGAUAACUCCCUACGACUUCUGUAUUUUCGGUGAAUCUGAGGCUUACAAGAUAUUUAAAACUACUGUAAAAAAGCGUCGCUUAAGAUUUUUUUUCUCUCCUCCCCAUUGUGCUUCAGUAAGUCAGUCCUGUGGUUUGUUCCCCACACUGUCUCUUUUACUGCUGCAUCUGACACGACUCUAAAGGUUUUUAUUUUAAAAGAGAGACGAAUCAGGUCAGAAUCUGAAGUGUGAAGUUAUCAGACAGAGCUUCUAAAUUAACAUGAACGCAGCUGUACUUCACAGAGCGAUGAGACAACGUGCUUAUCUGAAGAGUAACGUAAUAUUGAACUCAUGCAGUUUUCUCUUACAAUACAUGAACUGUAUCUGAAAAUCAGCAGCAGUGUUGCAGAGGGAAGACCCCCAUGUGUUGGCAAGCCACUGAUACCACAACACAUUUAUGAUCAAGGGGGGAGUCAGUUGCUUUUCAUUUGACAACAGAGGUGGACAGGCAGACUUAAAUACAGGAAAACAAGACAAAGGCAGAGAGAAAGCAAAGACAGAGGUGAGAAGCGAGCGGCUGCGAUAUCCCCUCAGGUUCUCAUGAGCGUUUUCACCUGAGAGCUAGAGUUUCACCAGCAGAGUUAGGGGGUCUAACUUAGACUUUCAUGCUUAGCGAGACCACGACUCUGCCACGGGUUCACCAGCAGCUUGGGCUCACUGGAGUUUGGAGUCUGAAGGUCAUUUCUUUGUGUUUCUUUUACAUUAAGCAUGGAGUCCCUUUCCCUCCCUUUCCAAAGAGGUGAAGACAGCACCGUUUUCCACGUUGAAAGUGACCCGGUGCGUAAAGGACCUCGCCGCAAGAGGGAAUUCAUACCUGAGGAAAAGAAGGACGCCCUCUAUUGGGAGAAGCGUCGCAAGAACAACGAGGCAGCCAAGCGGUCACGGGAGAAGAGGAAGUUAAAUGACUAUGCGCUGGAGUCUCACCUCAUGGCUCUGAAAGAAGAAAACACCAGGCUUAGUGCUGAAUUGAUGGCCAUCAAGCUACAUUUUGGCCUGGCUCAGUCCACGGCAUACACAGGUCGCCAAAGCAACCAACUGCAGCACCACUCCCACAGCAGCGUCCAACCCAGCACCUAUAACCAAUCCCUGCAGGGGAAUCCCUACUGGAGCACCAGAGACUCUUCCUCUGUGGCCAAUCACCAGUCUUCUUAUCCAUUUUUAAUCCCUGCAUAUGCCCUCCACACAAUGAGGGGCUAUUCUUACCUAAACGGAUCGGGCACGAGUGGAUCUGGUGUCCUAGCACCUCUUGUUCUUCCUCGAAAUCUGCUGCCACCCUAUCCUGCCUGUCCUGGGGCUCCUCUCCCGAAGCCCUACCCCACCAGAGCCACUUCUGACGAAGAAGAGGAGCAGCAAGUACCCGGGGUUCUGUACCGAUCCGUCCCACAUCACAGAACGAGCACAAGGAAAGACAAAAGUUCUCCACUAAGACAAUACAUCUCCGACUGACAAGAACCAAGGGAGUAUUUCACUUCUGUUGCAUCUACUUGUCACCGAGUUUAUUUAAAAUUUCUGUCAUUUGAAAUGUUGCCAAAAAAACCGGACCAAUUUCUCCAAGCUGAAACAGAACAGCAGCCUUGGUGUAACAGCAUUCAACAUAUCCAGCAGUGUGUGAUCCAGUAUGUUCUCCUGAUUCAAGAAAAAGCCAAUUCACACUACAUAAUGCCUCCCAAAAGUGUGUAAAUGUUAAGGUAUGCUCAUCAUGCAUCUUCAGCUUUGCAGUCUGUACGUGCUUUAGAUUUAAAAAUGUCUUUAUAAAUAGUUGUGGUUCGAGACAUACCAUAACUGCACAUCACAGCAUAAAAUAAGCCGUGAACCAUCUAAAGGAACUAUCAGCUGGCCAAAUUUAUCCACGUAGCUUCAGCGUUAGCGUAUCUGACAUGUCUAAAGGUUGAUCAAAACUGACAGCAGCGGUGUGUUCUUGGUUGUAAACAAUAAAAUAUGAUGACUGACAGCUUUGGUUUUCUUGUGUGGGCACAUUUAGCCUUCUUUUCAAACCCCUUUACCACAGUGCGUUUGAAUGUUUUAGUAUUAAGAUACGAACAGGAAUGACCUUGUGCUGUAAAGAUUUAAAUAAAUGACGUUUAAAACUGUGAAA
Messenger RNA from Poecilia latipinna (sailfin molly), 2189 nucleotides. RefSeq names its product nuclear factor, interleukin 3 regulated, member 4 (gene nfil3-4). The transcript has 2 exons. The coding region runs from base 803 to 1540 and encodes 245 amino acids. Gene Ontology annotation, biological process: circadian rhythm; regulation of DNA-templated transcription. Gene Ontology annotation, molecular function: DNA-binding transcription factor activity; DNA binding. The record is from RefSeq and is a predicted model, not a curated record. Lineage: Eukaryota; Metazoa; Chordata; Actinopteri; Cyprinodontiformes; Poeciliidae. Gene Ontology annotation, cellular component: nucleus.